Molecule: messenger RNA, 1279 nt
Organism: Nematostella vectensis (starlet sea anemone)
Lineage: Eukaryota; Metazoa; Cnidaria; Anthozoa; Actiniaria; Edwardsiidae
Exons: 7
Coding region: 64-1185 (373 amino acids)
Source: RefSeq, a predicted model, not a curated record
UCGCGGGCUCAUGAAUGACAAGAGCAGGUUGUUUUGUUUUGCUUUUUUGUAAAUUGUCUGAUUAUGUCUGCUCUCCGAUCAUUUGUUCUUAUUUCAAUUGUUCUUCUAUGUAACAAGACUUCUUUCUCUUUAGGACUUCUCAGAGACAAAGAGUUUCGUAAUUUCCAAGUGUUACUUUUACCAUUUGGAGUCAAUUUAACGUCGCCCUCAGAACGGUUAUCAAUUCCAACCAAUGAAUGGCAGACAGAACAAAAUACUACUGAAAGUUGUGGCGAACAUUUCAAAGAACUUGAAGCUUGUAAUGCGACUUCAUGGUAUCUUAUUGGAAACACUACGUCCUCGGAACAUGAUUCACUGAAUAAACUGUUCAUUGAAUGCCAGCAAGGAAGGUUUACAUGUAUUCAAAUGGUAGUGGCUAAGAGUUUAGCUUUACAAACAUGGAUUGGAAAACUAAAAAACACUUUACACUCACUGUGCUGGGACCAGUGCUGGAAUGUGCUACUACAUGUACAGCAGAACUGUUAUCCCAAUGAGAAGCUUUCGGAACAGCCUAGUUUGCUAUUUGCACUCCAAGCCCUUAAUGCGUAUUGCUCAGAGCCAGGUGAACCAGUAGGUGAUGAAGUAACAUACUGCACUGACCUCUUCACCCAAGCUGCCCUUUCUCCACCAUCACACCCUGAUGAGCCAUGUGAUUCUAAAAUGAGCACAAAAAGACGAAGCUGCAGCGCUGAUUGCCAUAGGGAAAUAUCAAGCUUUUAUGGCUCAAUGGGCACAUGUGUAGGGUCUGUUUCAUCUGUUAUGGACCAAAGCAGGGUACAUCCAUCUAAAGGUUCAUUUGGACAGCUUGUUCACAACAGCUACAAGUGGUGUGGAAAAACACAACCAAAAGAUCCAAAGAAAGACAUAAAUCCUGCAAGUAAAGUGACCACCAAACCACAAGUCAUGUUUAUCCCUUCCAACAAAGGUUCAUCAUCCCUAGGAGACAAGGUCAUUGCAGCGAUAGUUGUUGGAACUAUUGUUGCAUGCAUUGCUGUGGCUAUCAUGGCAAGAUGUGCACACAAGAGACUGGCGUCUCCUAAACUGACCCUAGAGGAUUAUGGGUAUUCUAGACUCCAGAUCAAUGAAGAUCUUCAUGGUUAUUAUUACAAUGUUGAGGAUGAUGAUGAAAGACUUUUGGCCUUUUAGACAAAUUAUUGUGUCUGACCUAGGACGAAUUCAGUUCUUUUUAUGCAAUGUUUUUUAUGUGCUGUUCGACAUGACAGAAAAACCCGCAAUUCCA